Alligator mississippiensis (American alligator) is the source of this 1854-nucleotide messenger RNA. RefSeq names its product RAD52 motif containing 1 (gene RDM1). Gene Ontology annotation, cellular component: nucleolus. The coding region runs from base 48 to 875 and encodes 275 amino acids. Gene Ontology annotation, molecular function: RNA binding. The record is from RefSeq and is a predicted model, not a curated record. The transcript is spliced from 7 exons. Lineage: Eukaryota; Metazoa; Chordata; Crocodylia; Alligatoridae.
GGCGAUGCCGAUCCCGCCCCGCCCCGCGGAGGAGCCGGCGCCGGGCCAUGGCGGAGGUGCUAGACUUCCGGGUUCCUGCUGAGAGCAGCAAGACGCUGCUGCUGUGCGGGCCGGAGCCGGCCGUGGCCGAGCAUUCUUUGUAUGCAGCGUUUUCUGAAUUUGGGCUGCUCUACUCUGUUCGGGUCCACAAAAACGCUGCUAUAGCACAGCCUGGGUGUUAUGCCAUUGUCAAGUUCUAUUCAGCCAGAGAUGCCAGCAGAGCCCAACAGGCAUGCAACAAGCAAAGAUUAUUUCAGAAAUCUCCCUUAAAGGUUUGCAUUUGCACCAAACAGAGAGUAUUUCAGCAACAAGUUUUUGCUCUGAGUAGCCACAAGUGCCAGGAAUUGGCCAAUUACUACCUUGGCUUUAAUGGCUGGUCCAGUAGGAUUAUUACGCUGCAAAAUAUUUCUGGCUUUGAUGAAGAGUAUGAGGAGCUGGGAGGGUUGUCUCAAAGGCAAUGCCUGAAAUACUUGUGUGCUUUAGAAGUAACGCUGCCCAACCAUGGGAUUUGUACCAGAGGAAUUGGUCUGGCUGAAGCUCAGUUAGAAAACAGCCAAGAUUCUCUCGAGUUUGUCACGAAAACAGGAAGAGUUCAGAAACUUGCAGUUGGGAAAGCUUUGUCUAGUGCAUUUCAGAAGUUACUUCUCAUUGUUUUAGAGAAUGGCAAGGUGGCUGUGGAGUAUACUUCUGGCCAAGAGGAAUCCAUUGACUCUUUAACAGAAGAAGAGCUGAAGGGACUUAUUCAGGUCAAUGACUUGUCCUUGGAACAUUUUAACCAUGAAGAGGAUGAAGAAUUUGCGUGUGAUCUCAGUUUAGAUGAAGCACACAUACUCUAAGGGAGAUGCCAAUUAAUCAAUGCAGCUCCAUCUUUAUGAAUAUUCUGGAAAGUUUAGAGCAGGUGUUGGCAACUUUUUAAAGUGGCAGACUAGCUACUUAAAACCCAACCUUCAUCAUGGGCUGCUACUCCCUACAACCACCACAGACCACCACUCCCCUCAACUAUGUCCCACCCGCCUGUUGCUAUCUUUGCCAUGAACCACUGUUUCCUGUCCCCAGCAGCAGUGGGAAGGGCUUAAUUCAGUGGUGACUGUAAACAGUGCCUUACAGCAGUGCCUAUAGGCAGAGGGUUGCACUGUGGAGAGGAUCAGCAGCAUGGUGCAAGGCCAAGAAAUAGUAUGCCCUGGACCAAGCUGUGUGCCACUGAUCUCCCAUGCUGCCACAAGUUGGAUCCAAUCACUUUGUAGGCUGGAUCCAGCCCACAAGUUGCCAACCUCUGUUGUACUAUUCCAGAUUUCUGCUCAGGAAUGUAAGUAUAAAGCUCUGGAAGAGCACAUACCACAUGUAUGCAAUGCUUUAUUUUUUUUAUCUGAAUUUCCACUGGUGGUAAUGGGCAAUAAAUAUAUUGUUGAAAUAAUGGCAGACAAAUGUAUGUUGCUCUUGGGGAAGACAAACAUCUCGCUGCCAACUUCCAGGGUCAACUCUAUGUCCAACUCAGCCAAGAUGCAACAUUAUUAUUUAGACAACAUUACAGAUUUUCAUAGCACUUACUGAAAAAUAAAAGACGUGAUCCUUCUCAGAUUUAUUGACUGCAUGGCUUAGCUACAAUUUUCAGCAAAUACUGGAUGCCCUGCUAAACGAAAUAGUUGCAGAAUUUACUUACCCAAAAAGAAAAAUCCCAUUAAAACAAACAUGGCGUAACAAAAUACUCCCAACCCUAAACCAAUCUCUCAAACCAGGCAGUUGCAAUGUAAAAACUAUUUCUUUGUGGUCGUUCCCUCUUCUAAUAAACCUAACAUUCUAAUAAUGUACAACAAA